AUGUCCUCUUAUAUAGACCUUAUCCGCCUGAAUGGGACCUUCAUGCCAGGCCCAGUCUCCAAACCACCUCCACGCUUGAAGCAGAGUGGCCGUGAUACUCCUUCCAUGUCUUCCACCCGUGCGCAGGCCGGCAGUCUUCGCGACGACGCCUACCCUCACGACGGCAACACCACCGCCACCAAACAAGACAGCACCACGUGCAAAUACAAUAACGACAAAGAUAUAGCUCAGGACUUGCAGGGCAUAGGCUCCUGGAUGGAUGACCACUCACUUCAAUGA
Nannizzia gypsea CBS 118893 is the source of this 279-nucleotide messenger RNA. RefSeq lists its product as hypothetical. NCBI's taxonomy places the organism in Eukaryota, Fungi, Ascomycota, Eurotiomycetes, Onygenales, Arthrodermataceae. The coding region runs from base 1 to 279 and encodes 92 amino acids. The transcript has 2 exons. The record is from RefSeq and is a predicted model, not a curated record.